Messenger RNA from Erigeron canadensis, 1899 nucleotides. RefSeq names its product auxilin-like protein 1. Gene Ontology annotation, cellular component: vesicle; cytoplasm; intracellular membrane-bounded organelle. The transcript has 8 exons. The record is from RefSeq and is a predicted model, not a curated record. Gene Ontology annotation, biological process: clathrin-dependent endocytosis; clathrin coat disassembly. Bases 192 to 1673 code for a protein of 493 amino acids. Gene Ontology annotation, molecular function: clathrin binding. Lineage: Eukaryota; Viridiplantae; Streptophyta; Magnoliopsida; Asterales; Asteraceae.
AUUUCAUCCAUCAAUCAAAACACACAAAAUUAAAUCAAUUCACUCACAAAUUCCAUCAAUAUUUUUUUUUGUCGGUGGGUCUAUUACUAUUUUCAAUAACUUUUCCAUAUAAUCAACACCCAUUAACAAAAUCACCUAAUUUUUCAUCUAAAAUUUUUGUUUAUCUUUUUAUAAAAUUUUCUUGAAAAAAAAUGGAUCAGUUUGGUGUUUUAGUAGAAAGUAUUGGUUUCAAAGCACAUGGGAAAUCAUCAGCACCAUUAGCUGAUUUAAAAAAUACCCACAAAAUCCCCAAUUCAAAUAAUAAUAAUAAUAAAAGUACAAAUGGAUUUCCUCAAGAUAUUGGUAUAAAUUCAAUAAAUGGUGAUGAUCUUGAUGGAAUAUUUAGAUCUAGUAAUGGGUAUGAUUCCAAACCCUCAAAAGUUUCAAACUUUGAUGAUGUUUUUGGUGGUGGGUUUGGGUUUGAUUCCGGUAUCAAUGUAUCGAAUUCGGGUAGUUUUGGUAAUGGUUUUGAUGAUGAUGAUGAUGUGUUUGGGUUGAAAAAAAGUAGUGUAGGAUCAAGUUCUGUUGAUCAUUUUGAUUUGUUGGGGAAUAAGGUUUCGCCGUCUGUUAAGAAGGCGAAUUCGGUUGAUGAUUUGAUUGGGAGUUUUGGUAGAAUGGGUGUGAAACCGAGUGAAAAUUCGGGUGAGAAAAAAGGGAGUGGGUUGAAUUUUGAUGAUUUGCUUGAGAAUUUUAAUGGAAAUAGGAUGAACUUGAAUGAGGUGAAGAAGAAUUCGGCGAAAAGGCAAGAAAGUGGUUUUGGUUCUGAUGAUUUGUUGUCGGGUUUUGGUGUGAAUGGCUUUUCGAGUAAUGGAAAGAAGUCAGAAGCAAAGCAAGCUCCCCAAUCAGCCAGAUCAUUUACGGCUUCAGCAGAAGAUCCCUUUGGAAUGUUUGAGAGUACACAGGGAAGCUCUAAAGCAAAUUAUGGAGCUUCAGGUGUUGAGGAUUAUCUAGAUACAAUGUUCAGCCCAGGCACCGGUUCAAGCACCAGACCAAGUCAGACCUCUUCAUCCGAGGAUUCAGUUUAUGAUGCUCUUUUUAACAACAAUGUUGUUCCGAAAGCAGAGAAGACUUCUUCCACAAAGAGCUCAUACAACACAAAUAAGGCAUCUUCGAUGGCAACUAGUACCGAUGAUUUUUCUUAUCUCUUUGGAAUGGGAGAUGCCCCUCCAUCAGGAGAAUUCCAGGAAAUUAAAGGGGAAAGUGAGGAAAGAAGAAAAGCCAGAUAUAACCAUCACAUUGCAACCAGGGAGCGAAUGAUUAAAGCACUGAAUGAGAAGAACAAGCGUGAUCUUCAGGCACAGCAAGAACAAGAUGAAAAGCAUAGGGUCGGUGCAACUCUAGAUGGUGAUAUAAAGCGUUGGGCUGUUGGAAAAGAAGGCAAUUUGCGUGCACUAUUAUCUUCAUUACAAAAUAUACUUUGGGCUGGAAGCGGGUGGCAGUCAAUUUCAUUGACUGAUUUGAUUACAUCUACUGCAGUUAAAAAGGCUUAUUACAAGGCAACUUUAUAUGUUCAUCCAGACAAAGUGCAGCAAAAAGGGGCCACCAUUCAACAAAAGUAUAUUGCAGAGAAAGUUUUCGAUCUUUUGAAGGAAGCAUGGACUAAAUUCAAUGCUGAAGAGUUUAAGAAACAAUGAGGUAUUAUUUCAUAGUAAAGUUGCUGAAGAAUUACUAGCAACAUUGCUGAAGCCCCAAGACGAGUUUCAGCUGUAUAAUAUUGUGCCACAUGAGUUGUUUUUCGGAUAAUUGUACUUGAAAUUUAACCAAAGUAAUACGAGAAUUGUGUAUAUGAGUGGCAAAGCUACUUGAUGUAUCAUUAGUAAGUUCAUAUCAAUUUAUUUAUUUGUACAAAAUUAUUUGACA